This is a messenger RNA of Thrips palmi, 8056 nucleotides long. RefSeq lists its product as uncharacterized. The record is from RefSeq and is a predicted model, not a curated record. Gene Ontology annotation, molecular function: DNA helicase activity. Bases 209 to 5950 code for a protein of 1913 amino acids. NCBI's taxonomy places the organism in Eukaryota, Metazoa, Arthropoda, Insecta, Thysanoptera, Thripidae. The transcript is spliced from 16 exons. Gene Ontology annotation, biological process: telomere maintenance; DNA repair.
AGACCGGAGUAGAAACACAAAUUUUUCUUAAAUUCAUUAUGAAUCAAUAGGAAACUUCUAUUUAGAAGUUUAAAAAAAUUCACCUGUUUUAAUGUAAUUGCUUAACACGUGGCACAAGAACAAAGUUUUGGUUACGUUUGGACGCGAUAUUUUGGCAGCAGAUCUGUUUCAAGACCGGAGCCGGUCCUGACAAGUUAGGUUAAGUGUCAUGAUCAAUUUGCAACCGUGUCAGGACAGUUUUCAGGUUCUUCAUGGCAAUCAUAAUGAGAUAUUACAACCUCAAGAGGUUUUUUAUGUACCAUGGCAGUCAAAAGAAGAACAAGACAUUCAACAAAGCAAUGCACAUGAAAUAGAUAAUAUAGAUUCAAUCAUUGUUAUCGAGAACAUAUUUCAUGACACCUCUACUGAAAAUAUAAAUGUUACUGUUUUACCAUGCCAAAAUGACAAUGACUUGGAUGCAACUACCUAUCCAUUUGGAUCGUCAUAUUCUUUUCAAGACAAUAAUAGAUACGACAGCAUUCAUGCACGAAAUUCAUGUCAGACGUUUAAUGCUACAAAUGACUGCAUUCAUGCACAAAAUUCAUCACAGACUGUUAAUGCUUCAUGUCUACCAGUUCAACAAUUAUUCCAGAAUAACAAUGAAUUGGAUGAAAGUACCUAUCCAGUUGGAUCCUCAGUUUCUUUACACGACAACAAUAGCAACAACUGCAUUCAUGCACAAAAUUCGUUACAAACUGUUAAUGCUACAUGUCUACCAAAUAAGAAACCGAACUUCAGGAAAUGCGCUGCAAAGGAUUGCCAAUCUGCAGGACGUCAUCUAUUUACUUUUCCAUCAAUUAUGAGGAAUGAGCAAUUCAUACAUGACAAUUUUAUCAGAUGCAAGCAGUGGGUCCAAAAUGCAGGCAAUGUUAAAUUACUGGAAAUGCCAGCUUCUAAUCUUCACAAUAGACAUUGGCUGUGCUCUGAUCAUUUCGAAGAUGAUCAAUUUUCUAACAAGAUGAAAAAACGACUGAAACCUGAUGCUAUACCUACUGUUUUUAUGUCCUUGCCUUUGACACGAGAAAACAUGCUCCUUUUUCGUGACCAUGGUAGAGACAAUUUACAAACAGAUAUGCAUCAAGAUAAUGACAAUGAUAAUGUACUGAAUGUACAACAAGAUAUGACCAACAAAAAUUCACAUCAGAAGUUUAACAACAGUGUGACCAUCAUCAGCAUGGAACAAAUAUUCUGUGGAUCUCCUACUUCAGAAGAAACAACUCAACUUGAUGGAACCAGCUAUUCUGAUAAUUCUCCAUUAUGUCCUACUUCAGAAGAUACAAUUCAGAUUGAUGGAACCAGCUAUUCUGAUAAUCAUCCAUCAUGUUCUCAAGAUGUGAUUACACACAAAUUGAUUCAAUCACCAGAUCGACCAGACAUUGUUAAAACAAAUAUAUUACCAGUUAAAAAACGUGACUACAGGAAAUGUUCUGCAAAAGAAUGCCAUUCUUCAGGGGUUUCUCUUUUUAGUUUUCCUACAAUUAUGAAAAAUGAGCAAGUCAUAGAAGAAAAUCUAUCCAGAUGCAGGCAAUGGGUCCAAAAUACAGGCAAUGAUAAAUUAUUAGAAAUACCAUCUUAUGAUCUGUACAAGAGACACUGGCUGUGCUCUGAUCACUUUGAGGAACAACAAUUUCACAACAAGAUGAAAAAACGACUCAAACCUGAUGCUAUACCUACUAUUUUUAAUUCAUUGCCUCUAACAACUGAGAAAAUGCUCCUUUUCCCUGUCCAAGGUAGAAGAAAUUUACACACAGAAAUGUAUCAAGAUAAUGAACAUGAUGUUGAUGUAAAUGGAAAUAAUCUGGAUGCAUACCAGAAACAGUUUGAACAAGCCAUGUUAUCAUGUGAAUGGAGAUCAUGCAACAAAUGUAAAGCUAAAUUUAUGACCCAGAAAGAUAGUAAACAGAAAUGUGUUUAUUCUGCACCAACUUGCAACAAAUUCGCAGAAUUAGAUCUAGAUCAAAAAGUACCUGAAGAACUGCAAUGCCUAACAUAUAUAGAAGAACAACUCAUCGCUAAAAUACAUCCAAUUGUUUCUGUUGUCAAACUCAAAGGGCAUCAGCUUGGCUAUAAAGGAAAUAUCAUCAAUUACCCUCAAGAUGUCAAAACGUUUGCAGAAAAACUCCCACACAAAGUCACUGAUUUGUCGUGUGUGCUUACAAUAAGAGCAUCAAAAGGCCUCAAACCUGUGGAUUUUCAAGUAAGAGCUAAGGUGGUCAGAAACGCGUUACUUUGGUUGAAGGACAACAAUUUUUAUUAUAAAGACAUUGAGAUAUCUGACACCAACUUGGCCUUAUUACCUGAUGAUGGAAAUGUAUUCGAUUUAGUUCAAGGAAUUGAAUUUAACACAGAUGAAGAACCUGCACAUGCAUCAUUGCCAAAUACUAUCCCACCAGAAGAGAAUAUCGAACAGGAAGAUGAAAUUUAUGAAUCUGGAAGCCCAAUAAUGGUGAAAGCUGCAAGCGCAGAUCAAAUAAAUUCGUUACUGUCAUGGCCGAGCAUAAGUGACAAACCAAUUAAUGAAUUUGAGCAUGACUCCUACAUAGUGCAGGCAUUCCCAUGCCUAUUCCCAACCGGCAGGGGUCGUUUAAAAUUUGGAAAAAACCAAUCCAUCAGUGCCUUGAACUACUUCAAACAUUUGAUGAGAUAUUGUGAUGACAGGUUUGCACAACACAACCGUUUCCGCUACUUUGCUCUCAAUACCUACAUGCGUUGGUCUGCAUUGAAGAAUGGUAAUUUGUUCAUAAAGACGCAGCCUCAAUUGCAGAACAUGACUCUGACACAACUAAAAGAAGAAUUAGAAAAAAAUCCUGCAAUGAUAAAAAAAAUCAUGUACAGGAACUCAAGCAUUUCUGGGACAAACUCUUAUUGGUUUGCCAGAGGCAAGGAACUAUUAUCCAUGGUUGAACAGUUGGGACUUCCAACAUUGUUUUUCACACUUAGUGCAGCAGACCUGCACUGGCCAGAUCUUUUCAGAAUGCUUGCACCUGAUGAGGACUUCAACACAAUGAGUGACUAUAGAAGACGCCAAUUAGUAAAAGCAAAUCCUUUGGCAGUGGAUUCUUAUUUUCUAAAAAGAGCUGAAACUUUUAUAAAUGACGUGUUAGUAAAAAAAUUUAACGUAAAAGAUUUUUGGUACAGGGUCGAAUACCAACACAGAGGAAGCCCACAUAUCCAUGGCAUAUUUUGGAUCGAAAAUGCUCCAGAUGUCACCAACAUAUUGCAAAAAACUGAAGAGGAGCAACAAGAAAUAAUACAGUAUUUCAAUGACCUUGUGACAGCUUUCCAUCCCAAUCAAGACCAACCACCAGGAAACAUCCAUCCCUGCAGAAAACUGCUAUCAGAAGUACAAGACCUCGAUCAAGAUCUAGCAGAACUUUUGAACAAAGUGCAAAGGCACACCAUAUGUUCAGAACAAUACUGCAUUAGAAAAUGCAAAAAAACACAUAAGAAAAAAUGUCGUUUCAAAUUUCCACAAGAAGAACAAAAUGAAGCCAAAAUUGGACUAAGCGAAACAGGCAAUGCUGAGUUUAUUCCCAGAAGAAACGAUACUCGUUUGAAUAAAUACAAUCCAUACAUUGCUCAAACAUGGCGCGCCAACACUGAUGUUGCACCUGUAAUUAGCAAACAGGCUUUGAUCAAUUAUUUGGCCAAAUACAUAAGUAAAUCAGAGUACAGAUCAGAUCAUCUUAAAGAACUGAUGCAAAUAAUUAACUCAGCAAGUGACAGAAACAAAAAUGCAAAGAGUGCUGUUCAAUCGCUUUACAUAAAAGCAUGCUCUGAACGAGAUUUUUCGGCACAAGAAACCUGUCACCUCCUGAUGGGAUUGAAACUAUACUCAAGUGGGAAAAGAGAUUUUGUCACAAUUGGAUUCAGUGAUAAUGAGGAAUGGAGACUGUUACGCAAUAACAAUGAUGCAUCAAGUUUCAUGGAGAAAUACCAGGCAAGAAGUGAAGCUCUUGAUGCAAAAUGUCUCUGGAAUGUUGCCAAAAAUUACAAACUGCCAAACGAGACAAGACGACAGAACAGUGCAAUACUUCAAAUUUUUCCCAAAUAUUCAGCCACUACAACCAACCCCACAGUAAAAGAAAAAUAUUUUAGGCAGCAAGUUCUCCUUUAUGUGCCAUGGCGUGAAGAAAAAGAUUUAAAAAAUGAUGAUACAACUUCAUGGGAAGAAAUAUACAACAAAUAUAUACAGAUAAUAAACCUUAAUGCUGAACAGACCAACCUGUUCGAGCAAAUACAACCAGAAGACGAUGAAUUUGAAACUCAUGAAAUUAACAACCAUUCUCGCCCAGAACAAUGGCAGUUAAUAUCUCAGAUGGGACCUGCUCAAGACAUUCAACAGUCAAGUUUGGGAAACAGAGAAAUAGACAGGAACUACAACUGGCACCAAAGUGCAGAAUCAUAUGAAGAAUAUGGAGGCAUACCUGCACUUUUGACGUUCAUGACUCGGAUGAAAAAAGAAUACAAACCUCCAACCGCCACAAAUAUGCAUGACACUGCUAUAACCUUGACUGAUGACCAACAAAGCAUUCUGAAUGUAGCACAACAGCAGAUUAACACUCUGCUAGACCCCACAUAUGCCACAAAUAUGAACAUACCACAAACAGUUCUCAUCCAAGGAAAAGCAGGCACAGGGAAAAGCUUAGUGAUAGCCAGAAUUGCCAAUUUAAUUUCAUCAACUUUUGGAGAAGGGUCUUGUCUUCUGGUGGGACCAACUGGUGUUUGUGCCCUGAAUAUAAAUGGGUCUACUUUACACAGCAAACUUAAAUUCAAUUUAAGUGAAGAAUAUGCUAAUCUGAAUGGUGACCGCUUGUUUAAAUUCCAACAAGAGAUGAAAGAUGUAAAAUUUAUCAUAAUUGAUGAAUUUAGCAUGGUGGGUUGCGAGAUGUUGUGGAUCAUUGACCAAAGAUUAAGGCAAGGAAAAGACAACCCUUCUGAACCAUUUGGUGGCCUGUUUGUAUUUAUGUUUGGUGACAUAAACCAAUUACCUCCUGUUAUGGACAGUGCUCCUUAUUCAGAUAAUCAAAGCAGUAUGGAAAGAAUUGGAGGCAAGGCAUUGUAUGACAGCAUUCAUAAAGUCUUCAUUUUGAACAACAUACACAGGCAAAGAGACAGAGCUUUCCAAACUAUUUUGAAUAAUAUUGCAUCAGGAAAUGUUACGAUAGAAGAUUAUCAAAUGUUACAAACACGGUUUGAAGAUUGUGUCUAUGCCAAUUCCAAAGAAGAAUUUGCAACCUUUAAGGAUGCCCCACAUUUUUUUUCAACAAAUGCUGAAAAGGACACCUAUAACGAAGAUAAGCUCUUGAACAUGAAAGAUUCACAAACUGGAUUCUCUGUACCAGUAGCAAAAAUCCCAGCAGCAGUAAAAAAUAAUGGCAACAUACAAGAUAAUGAAGAUCACGACCUUUAUUUGUGCAAAGGUGCACAAAUAAUGCUAAGAAAAAAUGUGUGGACAGAAAUGGGUCUUGUCAAUGGUUCAAUUGGAGAGAUAGUGGACAUUAUUUAUGACCCGAACUCCACACCACACGAAGAUCCUCCAAGUGUUCUCAUAUGCACCUUUGAAUCAUACAAUGGUCCAUGUCUAGACCCAAUGAAGAAAACCAUCCCUAUUGUGACAGAAAAAAUAACCCUUACAAAAGAUGACAAUGAUUCAAUCUCCAUAACUCAGUUCCCCAUUAAUCUCAAUUAUGCCUGCACAAUUUAUAAAUCUCAAGGACUCACUGUUAGCAAGGCUUGUGUUGAUUUGGGACCAAAAGAAAUGAAACCUGGACUGACAUAUGUAGCAUUUUCCAGAGCAAAGACUUUGGAAGGUUUGUUACUUAAACCAUUUCCAUUCUCAAGAAUACAAAACUUAAACAAGAGCUUGGCUAUAAAGAAGAGGCAGAACUGGUUAAAUCAUCUCCAAUAGCGUACAUCAUCAAAACGAUCAUUCAAAAGGACCGCCAACCGUAAUAGAAAACCUAAAGGACUAGAAGAACGGACCUACCCACGGCCUUCUACCAACCCAACGACUCCUCCGAUUUAUCCGACCGCUCGACGACCGCACCACGAACACACUGGAGCACACCCUCCUCACGCGACACCCGGCGACCACUGUCUCCGCUUCCGCUUCCGCAUUCAGUAUUGCUGUACCACACCACAACAACCGCCUAUUAACACUCAGCGUUGGAUACGUUAGAAUUGCAGUGUUUCAUCAGUUUCAUCUCAAUCCAUCCGUCAUUCCCGUAACCAAAGAUGUCGGUCAACGACAAUUAUGACCCGUUCCAAGAGGACAGUGAAAUAGACCUAUCCUAUGCAAGACCAAGAGGCCUUGAUACGUUAGACCUGGGAGUGGCGUAUUCACUACUCCGUCUCUUCCCUCAGCAGAGUAAAUUCAAAGACGGAAAUGAAUAUCCAAUGAACACCGUAGUUCAAUAUCUGGAAAACGGACUAAAGUUUCAAACCAUCUUGCCUAAAAAGCAUAACAACAAGUCUGAAAAAUGGUUCACCACAAUGAACAAAUUGAUAGAGAACAAGAUGGGACCUAAAUUGGUUGUUUACGGCAGACCUACAAAAGGAUUUGAAUAUGAACUUCUUCGCCACACACAAGAACCUGACCUUACUAAACUUGAGACUGUGAAAAAUAUUAUGGCAAGAUCCCAGACAACACCCACCAAACGCACUCAAGAAGAGACCCCUCCAAACACGCCAACAAAACAAAUGCGUCAAGAGUAAUUCUUUUGUAAGUAAUAUUUUCAAAUAAGAAAGUUGUCACAUUCAAACCAGCACUGGAAGUCUACCAAUGCAGUAUUUGAAUGAACAAUGCAACUCUCUUAUUUGAAAACAAUUCCAUGUGAUAUUAUGUACCUCACUUGAAUUGCGAAUGAACUUUUAUAGUUUUCAAAUUAGAGAAUUGCAUUGUUCAUUCCAUAUACAGUACUGUUUGUGAUAGACUUCUCGAAUAAGUUACAAAUGUGAUAAGUUUCCAAUCUCAUUUUUCUUAGUACUUAAGGAUUCCUACAUUAUACAAAUUUUAGUAAGUAAUCAUGUUUUUAGAAGUAUUUAGUUCUCUGUUAGUAACAUUUUCAAUUAAGAAAGUUGCCACAUUCAGACAAGCACUGGAAGUCUACCAAUGCAAUAUUUGAAUGAUUAAUACAACUCUCUUAUUUGAAAAUGAUUCCAUGUGAUAUUAUGUACCUCACGUGAAUUGCGACUGAACCCUAAAUUUUCAAAUAAGACUGUUGCAUUCUUCAUUCCUUAUAUAGUGUUGUUUGUGAUAGACUUCUAGAGUAAGUUACAAAUGUGAUAAGUUUUCAAUCUCAUUUAUCAUACUACUUUAAAAUUCCUACAUCAUACAAAUUUUAGUAAGUAAUCAUGUUUUUAUAAGUAUUUAGUUAAUAUCACAUUCUCUGUUAAUAACAUUUUCAAUUAAGAAAGUUGCCACAUUCAGACAAGCACUGGAAGUCCACCAAUGCAAUAUUUGAAUGAAUAAUACAACUCUCUUAUUUGAAAAUGAUUCCAUGUGAUAUUAUGUACCUCACUUGAAUUGCGACUGAACCCUAUGUUUUCAAAUAAGAGAGUUGCAUUGUACAUUCCAUAUACAGUAUUGUUUAUGAUGGACUUCUAGUGAUAAUUUUUCAGUCUGAUUUUUUUUAUUACUUUAAGAUUGCUAUAUCACACAGUUUUUAAUAUGUAAUCACGUUUUUAGAAAUAUUUAAUUAUUAUUACAUUCUCUGUUAGUAACAUUUUCAAAUAAGAAAGUUGCCACAUUCAAACAAGCACUGGACGUCCAACAAUGCAAUUAUUGAUUGAAUAAUACAAUUCUCUUAUUUGAAAACAAUUCCAUGUGAUAUUAUGUACCUCACUUGAAUUGCGACUGAACCCUAUGUUUUCAAAUAAGAGAAUUGCAUUAUUCAUUCCAUAUACAGUAUUCUUGGUGAUGGACUUCUACAAUAACUUAAAUAUGUGAUAGCUUUUCAAUUUGAUUUUUGUUAUUAGUUUAAGAUUGAUAUAUCAAUAAACUUUUUGUCAGUAA